CAGCAGCGGCAGCGUCCCACAGAUCCUCCGCACAGCCACUGCUGGUUCCGACUUCAUCUGGCAACAACGGCGAUGGGGGGGUUGUUUUGAUUAAAAUUGAAGGAUUUUUUUUAUCAUGUUUUUAUUAACGCAUUGUUGCGUUGAAGCCCAGGAUGUUUUUUGUGCUUUCUGAGUGUUGGUUAUUCCUUAACGUCCCCAAAGGAGAAACUAACGUGGGAGUAACCGAUCUUAAAGCUGAGAGGAGCAACUUUUCCAACUGCCUUACUAGUCAGUGGAGCUGACUUAUGCUAAGCUAACCCGCCAGCCAAUGCAGUUGAAAUUCCUGUUAAAAGUCCACAAACGAGCAAGCGAACUUUACAUGCCGGGAUUUAUGGACUAGAUGAGAUUUACUGGCGACUUUGUGAGAGAAACCUGCCCCUCGGAGCCUCGCGGUAUCUGGUCGGAGUGGACCGUGCAGGUGCACCUCUUGCGGCACCUGCGAACAGUUGGUAACGUUAGCUCCAUCGGUUAGAGAGCUAGCUUUAGCUUGUUCGCGUUAGCAUUGAGACUGUUGUGGACCAAUGUAUCUCUCAUGGCAGAGAUUAUUUAAAACACUUAAGUGUUAGUUUCAAACUUUAUAAACUGCUGUUUAACCGUCAACCCCCCCCCCAAAAAAAGUGGUGACAUUAGCGUCAACAUAUUUCGGCUAACCGCUAGCAAGUUGUUGACCCUCGUACACUUUUACCGGAGUGGCGACGUGGAUAAGUUGCAGGGUUGUGGACGCUCGCGCUCUCCCACAGGACUUUGGACACGGUUUGAUCCUCUGUGCCGGGAAUGCCCAUCUGUUCUCAUCAGCUAGUCUCGUAGAUGUGACAGCAUGAGGAUUUCAAAAAGUUACAUUUCAUUGUUUUAAAGUUUUGCUCUGAAAGCUCUUGCACCCUAUGGUGCCGCUACGGCCACCGAGAAAUGGAUGUCUCGCAGGCCGCUUUCCCAAACGGUGAAGGGCGGCCGGGCGGCUGUGGGACAGGGGAGCAUGCCUGGACAGAUUCUCCCACAGCUCGGGCGUGGGCUCACUCUGCCCCGCUGUGCCCGACUCGGUCCCUGUGGACAGCCGCAUAUGACUACGAGGCAAGCGGCGAGGACGAGCUCAGCCUCAGACAGGGGGACGUGGUGGAGGUGCUGUCCAAAGACGCAGCGAUCUCCGGGGACGAGGGCUGGUGGACGGGUAAAAUCAACCACCGGGUCGGGAUUUUCCCAUCAAACUAUGUCACCUAUCAGCCCGCUAUCUACCGUAUCCCUACUACGAGUGGGUCCGUGGGGGCACGAGAACAAGUCCCGAGCUCGCCCAUCAAUAUACCCUUCAGUGAACUGGUACUAGAGGAGAUUAUAGGCGUGGGUGGAUUUGGCAAAGUUUACCGGGGCACAUGGAAAGAUCAGGAGGUCGCCGUGAAGGCGGCUCGGCAAGACCCAGACGAGGACAUAGCAGCCACCGCCGGCGGUGUUAAACAAGAAGGGAAACUUUUCUCCAUGCUGCAGCACCCCAACAUUAUUAAACUGGAGGGAGUAUGUUUGGAGGAGCCCAACCUGUGCCUGGUCAUGGAGUAUGCCCGAGGCGGGACACUGAACCGGGCGUUGACCGGAAGGCGCAUCCCUCCACACAUCCUGGUCAACUGGGCCGUGCAGAUUGCACGCGGGAUGCUCUACCUACACGAGGAGGCCGUGGUACCCAUUAUCCAUCGGGACCUGAAGUCUAGCAACAUUUUAUUACUUGAAACGAUUGAGAAUGAUGACAUCGGGAGGAAGACCUUGAAGAUCACAGAUUUCGGACUGGCCAGGGAGUGGCACAAAACCACAAAAAUGUCAGCCGCCGGCACCUACUCCUGGAUGGCCCCCGAGGUCAUCAAGUCAUCUCUCUUCUCCAAAGGCAGUGACGUCUGGAGCUAUGGCGUCUUGCUGUGGGAGCUGUUGACAGGGGAGGUGCCGUAUCGUGGGAUAGACGGCCUGGCUGUUGCUUACGGUGUGGCAGUCAAUAAGUUAACUCUACCAAUCCCCUCCACUUGCCCCGAACCCUUCGCCAAACUCAUGGAAGAGUGUUGGGACCAGGACCCCCACGUGCGUCCCUCCUUCUCCUGCAUCCUGGAGCAGCUGUCGGCCAUCGAGGAGGCGGUGAUGGCCACCAUGCCCCAGGAUUCCUUCCACAGCAUGCAGGACGACUGGCGUGUGGAGAUCCAGGAGAUGUUUGAUGAGCUCAGGACCAAAGAGAAGGAGCUACGUUCCAGAGAAGAGGAGCUGACGCGGUCCGCCCUCCAGCAGAAGUCUCAGGAGGAGCUGCUGAAGCGACGGGAGCAGCAGCUGGCAGAGCGGGAGAUCAACGUGCUGGAGAGAGAGCUCAACAUCAUCAUCUUCCAGCUCAACAAAGAUAAGCCCAACGUGAAGAAGAGGAAAGGCAAAUUCAAACGUUCCCGCCUCAAACUGAAGGAUGGAAACCGCAUCAGCCUGCCCUCAGACUUCCAGCAUAAGAUCACCGUGCAGGCGUCUCCCUCCAUGGACAAGAGACGAAGCCUUCAUAGCACCAGCUCCUCGCCUCCCAGCAGUCCAACACUCAUCCCCCGGCUACGAGCCAUUCAGCUAACUCAAGAUGAGAGCAACCGUACAUGGGGUCGCAGCACCCCCUUCAGGCCAGAGGACUUCGAUGAAGAUGUGAAAAAGGGAAUCAAGAAGAAAGGAAGAACCUGGGGCCCAAGUUCAGUGCAGAGCAAAGAAAGGCCUGCUGCUGCUGAGAGAGUGCGUCCUCUGUCAGACGGCAGUAACCCCUGGUCCACCAGCCUGGUCAAGUCCCAGAAGUCUGUCCCCCUCGCUGCCCUGUUUGCUGAACAAGCGGGGGGCGGGAAAGACGAGGCGUUCUCCCAGGAAUGUCCUGACAGCAGCUCCAAGCCAAAGCAGCUCAAGUUCCCCAACCAGGUGUACAUCGAUCUACCUCUGUGGCGGGACGAGCAGCAGCCUCAGAGCCCCGGUGGGCAUUGUGGGUCGGGAGAUGCCGGGGUCGGGGCCGCAGGUCAGGGUGGCCCACCAGAGACCACAGACGACCCCUACACCACUACAUCCACCUCGUCCACCUCCACCACCCCGCAGCUCACCCCCACCAACAGCCUGAAGCGGACGUCGACUCGCCGCAAGACUGACUCCGUGCUGUACGGCUGCGGCUCGUUGCUGGCUUCAGUUGUGCUCGGUUAUGACAUUAGGGAGGCUCUCAAAACCUCAGCUCCUGGGGAAGAUUGCGAGCCCCAGCGUGAGGAGAAGGAGAAGAAGAAGAAGGAAGGCCUGUUUCAGCGCGCGACACGGUUCCGCCGCAGCACCUCACCACCAAGCGGUCGCCCCCGCAAAGACGAGGCGUUGUCAAACCACACCGCCACCCAACCUGUUAAUCUCAUCUCCAUGUCAGCCAUUAUGGAAUGUAACUCCACCAAGUGUCUCACACAGUCACAGGAGGCGGCUGUGUCAAAGUCGAGCCCUGGGAAGGUUGAGCUUGAGGCUGCCAAUCAUCACACAGAGUCCUCCAGACCCAGCCCAGCCGUUUCUACAGAAGGCCAGAGCAACAGGACCGCAGCUAACACACCGACACCAGUGCAAACCAAAAGCCAGCCACCAGAGCAGAGCAACCACAACACAGGAACACGUCUACGGAGAAAGAAAUACGGCACCAACCACAAUACCAAUGGCCCUCCCUCUCUGCUUCCUCCAGCCUCGCAGAAGAAGCAGGACAAAGGGAAGGAUGGCGUGUCAGAGAAGCCCUCUAAAGGAGAGGCCUUCUCCAGACCACGGCCAGUGUCCUUCCGCGCCAAACCCCACACCUGGGCCCUGCUGCGAGGACGCAACAAGAGCUACUCCCUGGGCCACUACUCCGGAGAGAAGACGGCACAGAACCUAAGCGUGGUGCUGUCCUCAGAUGUGGGGAUGGGCUGCUCCCUGCUGGACAUGGACACGGAGGGCCAGAAACGAGACUGCACUGUGCCGCUCUGCCGCAUUCAGAGUUCUCCGGGACGGCCCUCCGUCUUCGAGCUGGAAAAGGAGUUCCUCUCUUAGGAGCUAUGAACAGCGAUCUGCUGUGGUCACAGUUCAUCCCACACAACCUGGAGUGUUUCAGAACAUUCAGACACAAUCUUUGGCCUAAAACUCCUGGAGGGUUUAGAACCAGGCUGCCUUUUUUUUUU
Messenger RNA from Cottoperca gobio, 4190 nucleotides. RefSeq names its product mitogen-activated protein kinase kinase kinase 21 (gene map3k21). The record is from RefSeq and is a predicted model, not a curated record. Gene Ontology annotation, molecular function: JUN kinase kinase kinase activity; protein binding; ATP binding. Lineage: Eukaryota; Metazoa; Chordata; Actinopteri; Perciformes; Bovichtidae. Gene Ontology annotation, biological process: protein phosphorylation.